Cuscuta europaea is the source of this 2110-nucleotide messenger RNA. Lineage: Eukaryota; Viridiplantae; Streptophyta; Magnoliopsida; Solanales; Convolvulaceae. The record is from the annotation of a GenBank genome assembly.
GAAGAUUUCUGCAAAGAACCGGGGUUGUCGCGAGAAAGAGGUGAUUGGAUCUCAUAUCCUCGUUUCAUUUGGUUUGUUCGUUGUGUACAUUGCAUUGGACGGUCACACACUGUUCCCCCUAUCUCUCUCUCCGCCGAUGGCGAAGGCGUUGCCAGGUGCUGCUGCUCAUACCAUCUCACUCACCCACACCACUCUCCUUCUCAGCAGCAUUGCGGUUUCCGUGGGGGGCCUUCUUGUAAUUUCUGCUGUUAUGCUCCUCCUUAUCCUCCUCUUCAUCCUCAUCGCCUGCAAAUUCAAGCCAUGGCGCUUCCUCUCCUCCCUACUUCCAUCCGCCUCCGCCGUUUCCCGCUCCCGCACCGCGAUCAAGGCUGAAGAUGUGGAGAGGCCUUUUAUAUCAGAUGAUUUUGAUGUGGGCGGCGAAUUCAGUAGAAGCCAUUCUCUGGAGAGUCCAGGUCAUCAUACUCAACAAACUUUCGGGUCUCCUAGGUCCCACAAACUUGUCCCUAAACAAAGGCUCCCAUCUACAGCAUCACAUUUGAAACACAGUGACAGUUUUGUCCUUGAUAUUGGUGAUACUUCAGAAGAUAAUACGUUACUGGGGCAAACACUUAAGCCGGACGGGAUAACUCAGUUUCACGAAGAGUUAAAACAAGGAAAAAAUGAAGAUGCUAAGAAACUUAUGGAGUUUGUUCCGAAGUAUACCACUGAUCAAAGAAGUGGCCUUAAGCUGGAGGUGAUAUCGGGCCCUUCUUGUGGCCUUCGGUAUUCAGUACAGUCAAGUAACACAUCCAAGCUUCCACUUAGUCUCGGAAGAGUAGGGCCCAGUGAUAUCCUUUUGAAGGAUUCAGAAGUUUCUGGAAAACAUGCCCUAAUAAACUGGAAUUUAAAUAAAUUGAAGUGGGAGCUGGUUGAUAUGGGUAGCUUGAAUGGCACACUUGUGAACUCGCGUGUAGCACAUAAUUCUCAUUCAGGAAAUAGACAGUGGGGUGAUCCAGUUGAGCUUGCAAAUGGAGAUAUAAUAACUCUAGGGACAAGCUCAAAAGUGCUUGUGCAGAUUUCGUCCCUAUCUGAAUGCCAUGUUCCGUUCGGGGUUGGUCUGGCAUCUGAUCCAAUGACACUACGUCGAGGAGCAAAAAAGUUGCCCAUGGAAGAUGUCUCUUUUUACCAAUGGCCUCUUCCUGGGACUGAUCAGUUUGGAAUGUUUGGUAUAUGUGAUGGACAUGGUGGAGCUGGUGCUGCCACGUCUGCCAGCAAACUACUGCCGCAAAUUGUGACUAGCAUUUUGUCAGAUUCGUUUACAAGGGAGUCAGUUUUAUCACAAUGUGAUGCUUCAAAUGUCCUUAGAGAAGCAUUUUCUCAAGCGGAAGCAUGCAUGGAUCACUACUAUGAGGGUUGUACAGCUACAAUGCUUCUGGUUUGGGCAGAUGGUCAUGAAAAUUUUUACGCUCAAUGUGCAAAUGUUGGUGAUUCAGCUUGUCUUGUAAAUAUUGAUGGGAAUCAGAUAAAAAUGACAGAAGAUCACAGAAUAAGUAGUUAUUCUGAACGACUCCGCAUUGAAGCCACAGGAGAACCUCUUAAGGAAGGAGAAACACGUCUAUGCGGUUUAAACCUGGCUAGGAUGCUUGGGGACAAAUUUCUAAAACAGCAGGAUAAACGCUUCAGUUCAGAACCUUAUAUAAGUCAAGUUGUAUACAUGCAUCAGACUAGCACAGGCUUUGCAUUGCUGGCUAGUGAUGGCUUCUGGGAUGUGGUAAAUACCAGGAAGGCUGUUCAACUUGUCCAACAAUCAAAACAGCGAAAUUCGAUGAAUGAAGAGAACACAGCAGAAAAGGUAGCAAACUUUUUGUUGAGUGAGGCGAGAACGCUAAGGACCAAAGAUAACACCUCCAUAAUUUUUUUGGAUUUUGAGACCACCAAUAGAACUUCUUCAUAUAGACCAGAACCUUAGUGUAUCUACUUAUUUUAUGUUAAGUUAUACAUAUAUUUUGUAUACAUCUGUACAUAUACACUUAAUGAAUGCACUUUGUUACAAUGCCUCCAGUCGUUUUUUCCUUUAUUGGUAAUAAAAGAUAUAGCAGAUUACUAACUCGUAAUUAUGGAUGGUUGUAUU